GAUGGUGCUCCUGAUGAUGGUGGUUGUUUGCCUCAAUGGGUGCUUCAUGCUUGAACAGCCCUUCUCAAGCUAUUUUGAAUUCUACCCUCGCUUCCGGGAUUUCAUUGCUAUGCUGCAAAAACAUGGAGGUCGCCAUGCUGUACAUAAGGCAGCCUGGUACAUGUUGCACUAUGGUGGGCCCACACCGAAACGACAUUAUGCAUUCAGUAACUGCCGCCAUGUGGCAAAUCUGAAUGCUGGCAAGCUGAGGGGAUGGGCCAGGGUGAAGAAGGCUCUCAAACAGGAUGGGAAGCUUCAAUCCUUGGUGGAUCACUAUGUGGACAAACAGGGCAAGAAACGGUGGAAGGGAAACAAAUCCCUACGUGCCAGCGAGCACUAUCCUGCAAAAUUUGGUGCCAAGCUGGUUUCCUUGUUCAAGGAUAUGACCACUGACCACCUUGGAAUGCCUACCUUGCCACCCAAGAUCCCGACCGCUGCUGAGACCUUUAACAGCCUUAAAUUCGAAGAUCUUUGGGCUGAAGCUGGCAUGCAAUCAGUGUGUCACUAUCUUAGGAGCAGUGUCCACUUGCGGGUUCCUGAGGAGUUUGCAGGCCUUUUACCUCGGAAGCUUUAA
Messenger RNA from Durusdinium trenchii, 613 nucleotides. The record is from the annotation of a GenBank genome assembly. Lineage: Eukaryota; Dinophyceae; Suessiales; Symbiodiniaceae.